CAGUGUUUUUGCUGUCUAUGUCUAACUAAAACGAAAUCUGAUAGAGGAUAAAAUAUAUUUUUGGGAAACAGAAUAUUAGUGAUGUAAACUUACUGGUAUAAUUAUAUUAUUGUUUGUGUAAAAGCUUUUGAUCCUUGUUAUUUGGCACGAGAUUUACGUUCAGUGAUCUAAUUUUCCAAAUCUUGGCUUGGUACCAUACAUUAGGUGCAUAGCAGACUAAAAUCGCUUUGUCGUUAUGUCUGGGCGAAGAAAACCGCCACCACCGGGGUUCAACUUCACCCCACGAGAAACAUCGCAAGAUAUUGCACCGCCUCGUAAUUUAGAAGAACGGACUACAAUAACAAUAGGUGAAAAUACAUUCACUGUACAUGCUGAUGAUCUGGUGAAGAUUGGUGACCUGGGUCGUGGAGCCUAUGGAGUUGUGGACAAAAUGCAUCACAAACCUAGUGACACAAUUAUGGCAGUCAAGAGAAUCACUUUUAACAAUCAGUCACUAGAAGUGAAACGUCUGCUAAUGGACUUGGAUGUAUCAAUGCGUGCCAGUGCCUGUCCAUAUACUGUCCAUUUCUAUGGAGCUAUGUUCAGAGAAGGUGACGUUUGGAUAUGCAUGGAAGUCAUGGAUACUAGUCUUGAUAAAUUUUACGUAAAAGUGUACAAAAACAAUCGAACCAUACCAGAGAAUAUACUGGGAAAAAUAACAUUCUCUGUAGUCAGUGCUCUCAAUUAUCUCUAUUCACAAUUGAGGGUAAUACACAGAGAUGUUAAACCAUCAAAUAUUCUGAUUAACAGACAGGGUGAAGUGAAGAUGUGUGACUUUGGAAUAUCUGGUUACCUUGUGAACUCUAUUGCACAAACCAUUGAUGCAGGUUGUAAACUAUAUAUGGCUCCAGAGAGGAUCGAUCCAUACGGGAAUCCGGCGCAUUACGAUAUCCGCAGUGACGUCUGGUCACUUGGUAUAUCUCUGAUUGAACUUGCAACGGGCAAAUUUCCUUACCAGUCGUGGCCUACACCAUUUGAACAUUUAAAACAAGUGGUCACUGACGACCCCCCGAGACUGCCGCCAGGAAAGUUCUCGCCCGAAUUUGAAGACUUAAUAACUCAGUGCUUACAAAAAAAUUAUCAUAACAGGCCAAAUUAUACUGUGCUUUUUUCACACAAGUUUUGUGUGGAGCAUGGCAACAAGGAGACAGAUGUUGCUUCCUUCGUCCAAGAAAUACUGAAUUUACCUGAUGACUCCUAGUAAUAGGAAAAAUGUGUUUAACUAAUACUAAAACCUACUAUAAGUAUUGUUAUUAACCUUUAAUUUAUACAUAUGUUUAUAAAGUGAAGUAUCGAGUUUAUAUAAUAUGUAGAGGAAAAAGAGAAUGUUAGUUGUGAUAAAAAUCAAUAUCACUUGUUCAAAAAGUUAUUAUUUGUUGUGUAAAUAUUUUUUAACUGUCAUGAGUAUAUGUUUACUCAAUUGUGAAUAGAGCUGGCUGAAUAUUGAAAACUAAUACAACAGCCUGGACUUGAAAAUAAAUAUAAUAAACAUCACAAACUAAUUGGUCUUA
This is a messenger RNA of Achroia grisella, 1550 nucleotides long. It is a transcript of the gene lic, whose product is annotated as dual specificity mitogen-activated protein kinase kinase 6. The record is from RefSeq and is a predicted model, not a curated record. The coding region runs from base 236 to 1240 and encodes 334 amino acids. Gene Ontology annotation, molecular function: ATP binding; MAP kinase kinase activity. Gene Ontology annotation, biological process: stress-activated MAPK cascade; protein phosphorylation. The transcript has 3 exons. Lineage: Eukaryota; Metazoa; Arthropoda; Insecta; Lepidoptera; Pyralidae.